Molecule: messenger RNA, 639 nt
Organism: Arctia plantaginis
Lineage: Eukaryota; Metazoa; Arthropoda; Insecta; Lepidoptera; Erebidae
Source: the annotation of a GenBank genome assembly
AUGACUGAAUCUUCUCUACAUAUCCAAUGCCUUAUCGGCAUUCAGUGCCAAGAUUUUACCAUGCUUGCUGCAGACCAGACCAGUACUCUGAGCAUCAUUGUUAUGAAAAAUGAUGUCAAUAAGCUACACGACUUAACAAGCAAGCAAGUGCUGGGUAUCAUCGGUGACUCAGGAGACACAAUGCAGUUAACACAGUUCAUUUGUAAAAACUUGAUGCUGUACCAAAUGAAGAACGGAUACCAGCUCAGCACUGAAGCUGUCGUACAUUUCAUUAGGAAAAAUGUAAUGGAAAGUCUGAAGUCUGGGACUCCAUGCAUUGUGAACAUGUUAGUGGGCGGUUAUGAUCAGUUAGAAGGUGGACAACUGUACACAUUGGACUUUCUGGCCUCGGCCUUAAGGGUUCCCUACGGAGUGCACGGCUUUGGUGGCAUCAUCUGCUUGGGGUUAUUGGACCGAUAUCAUAAGUCUACAAUGACAGAAACAGAGGGUUACGAUUUAAUAAAAACCUGUGUACACCAGAUCCACGAGCGGUUAUUUAUUAAUUUGCCAAACUUCCAAGUCAAGUUGGUGAACAAAGAUGGCAUCCAGACGCUUCCGGCUAUCACACCGGCAACAUUUGCCGCUCAAAUUAAUUUCUAA